Zerene cesonia (dogface butterfly) is the source of this 5533-nucleotide messenger RNA. RefSeq names its product probable multidrug resistance-associated protein lethal(2)03659. Gene Ontology annotation, biological process: transmembrane transport; monoatomic ion transport. The record is from RefSeq and is a predicted model, not a curated record. Gene Ontology annotation, cellular component: membrane. Gene Ontology annotation, molecular function: ATP binding; ATP hydrolysis activity; chloride channel activity. NCBI's taxonomy places the organism in Eukaryota, Metazoa, Arthropoda, Insecta, Lepidoptera, Pieridae. Bases 342 to 4550 code for a protein of 1402 amino acids. The transcript has 27 exons.
CUUCAGAAAGUCCGGCUUCACGCGGCGAGUGGUGACACUUCAGUACGGAUUUUUACGGUUUCAGUAUCGGUGGGGUCGGUGAUAAAAUAUAAGUCAUAAUUUUAAAAAUAGUUCUUAAUUGUGUGUAUUUUUAUAUUAUAUAACGGCACCAGAAACGUGUUUUAUUUUAAUAUAGUACUUUACAUUCUAUAGUUGUAUAUUAAUAAAAAUAUUAUUUGUGUAAAUGAGGGUAAAAUUUAAAAAAGUUUAGUACUGUGAAAAGUGAGUUCAGUGAGAACACGAACAAGACGCUAUGAAAAAUAUCACUUAUAUAAAUCAAGGUGUUUGAAUAGAAAAUAAAUAUGGAGUCCCCACUGAAAAAAGGCAGACCGCCUCAUCCUCGGGCGAGAGCAAACCCUUUGUCAGCUAUAACAUUUGCAUGGACCUUACCAAUAUUUUGGGGAGGUUUGAAGAAAGAAAUGGAUGAAAAUGAUUUAUAUGAGCCAUUAGAAGAACAUGCUUCAGGUCCACUGGGCGACAAAUUUGCGCGGCUGUGGGAAGAAGAGGUUGCCAGCGCGGGCGGGAAAAGAACACCAAGCCUGCUCAGGGUCAUAUUAAAAGCGUACGCUGCGCGAUGUAUGCUUUAUGGCUUUGUUCUACUGUUCAUGGAAUGUGGAAUACGCAUAGCGCAACCAGUGUUUCUAGGAAAACUGGUCGAGUACUACAGCCCUGAUCAGAAGACUGUGAAACCAACCGAGGCGUAUUUAUACGCCGGUGCGGUAGUUAUAUGUUCGGCGUUAAACGUCUUCGUAGUACAUCCGUACAUGAUGGCCAUUCUACACAUGGGCAUGAAAUUCAGGGUCGCCUGCUGUUCACUCAUUUAUAGAAAGUCUCUACGGCUCUCGAAGACGGCUCUCGGCGAGACGACAAUAGGGCAAGUGGUGAAUCUCCUGUCAAACGAUGUGAACCGCUUUGAUGUGGCGGUCAUAUUCCUGCACUAUCUGUGGAUAGGGCCGCUGGCUACCGUCAUCAUCACUUACUUUAUGUGGCUGGAGAUCAACUGGGCGGCCAUUGUUGGUGUGGGAUUCAUGCUCGCGUUCAUACCGUUGCAAGCUUAUUUGGGCAAGCGUACAUCAGUACUGCGUCUGAAAACAGCGCUGCGCACGGACGAGCGCGUGCGACUCAUGAACGAAAUAUUAUCCGGAAUUCAGGUCAUCAAGAUGUACACUUGGGAGAAACCAUUCGCGGAUCUCGUGGCCAAAGCUAGAAAACAAGAAAUAAAGCAGAUAAAGGCGACUUCAUACAUCCGCGGUGUGCUCACGUCUUUCAUCAUGUUCACCACCCGUAUCUGCCUGUUCUUCUCGAUCCUAGCGUUCGUCCUUGAGAACAAUGUGAUUAGCGCCAAGCAAGUGUUCGUCGUGACGAGCUUUUACAAUAUCUUGAGACAGACUAUGACCGUUUUCUUCCCGCAAGGUAUAGCCCAAAUCGCUGAAGCUACCAUUUCGAUAAAGCGACUCCAGAACUUCAUGUUGUACGAGGAUACAAGUAAGCCAGUACCAGGCCUAGCGGAAAUUCAGACCUCCAAAAAAGGAAAAGAAGAAUCUCUAGUGAAGGAUAUCCCACCGUCACCAGUCAAAGACGAUGUUGAAAAGAAAAAGGAAGUCGGUUCAAAACAAUCGUUAGAAACUCCCGCGGAAACUAAAAAGUCCCACGAAGCUAAAGGCAAUGGCAAUCUGGAAGCACCACUAGAAUCAGGUGAAGAGGACAACGAAGAGUUAGCAACACGUGUAGAGGAAGAUGCGAGAGGAGUAAGACUGAAGCACGCAACCGCAAAGUGGAUCACGUCGCACCCUGAAAACACACUUACUGAUAUGUCGCUCACUAUCAAACCUGGCAAGUUAAUAGCAGUUAUAGGGCCGGUGGGUGCGGGCAAGUCGUCGCUCUUGCACGUUCUCUUGCGUGAACUGCCGCUGGUCUCUGGUUCCGUGCACAUCGGUGGAACAAUAUCCUAUGCUAGCCAGGAGCCUUGGCUGUUUGCGGGCAGCGUCCGCCAGAACAUCCUGUUCGGGCAGCCCAUGGACCGCCCGCGCUACAACGCGGUGGUGCGCCGCUGCGCUCUCGACCGCGACUUCACGCUCUUCCCGCACGGCGACAAGACCGUCGUCGGCGAGCGCGGAGUCAGUCUUAGUGGAGGUCAACGCGCCCGCAUCUCGCUCGCGCGCGCCGUGUACAAGCGGGCGGACAUCUACCUGCUGGACGACCCGCUGUCCGCCGUGGACGCGCACGUGGGCCGCCACCUGUUCGAGUCGUGCGUGGUCGGCUACCUGCGGAACACCACUCGGGUGCUGGUCACCCACCAGCUGCAGUUCCUCAGGGACGUCGACCAGAUAAUCAUAUUGAAGAAUGGCGCAAUAGCAGCGGCUGGAGACUUCGAAACCCUCAGCGCCUCUGGUCUGGACUUCGCGACUCUACUCGCCAGAGACGAGCAGGAGGAGGAGAAGCCCGUUGCUGAAGAGAAAUCUAACUUGGAUCUGGACGAUUCGGUGUUGCAGGGCAGUUUUAGAAAACGGCAGAUGAGCAUACACUCGGUGAGUUCGGUGGACAACCUGACGGCGACGGCGCCGCCGGAGGGCGGGCGCGAGGAGGCGGAGAUGCGGUCGGCGGGCGCGGUGUCGGGCGCGGUGUACGGCGCCUACCUGCGCGCCAGCGGACACCCGCUGCUCGUCGCGCUCAUGGCGCUGGUGGCCGUGCUCGCGCAGCUGCUCGGCUCCGGCUCCGACUGGUGGACCAGCUACUGGGUCAAUCAAGAGGAACGUCAUCCGCGUACACUGAUGCAGAACCUCGAUACGAAUGACACCAAUUUUAUGGAUGUAUCAUCGAACUUUACAAACGCGCUCGUUGACAACGCACACUUCGAAUCCGGCCUCACAAGAUACGACUGUAUUUAUAUUUACACAAGCAUGGUUGUGGCGCUGGUGGUGAUAUCGCUGCUGCGCUCGUUCAUAUUCUUCUCGAUGGCGAUGCGCGCGUCCACCCGCCUGCACAACAACAUGUUCGCGGCGAUCACGCGCGCGCCGAUGCGCUUCUUCCACACGAACCCGUCGGGCCGGAUCCUCAACCGCUUCUCCAAGGACAUGGGCGCCGUGGACGAGGUGCUGCCGUCCGCGCUGCUCGACGUGCUGCAGAUCGGCCUGUCCCUCAUCGGUAUCGUGAUAGUGGUGGCCAUAGUGAACUACUGGCUGCUGCUGCCGACGCUGGCCAUCGGCUUCGUGUUCUACGGCCUGCGGAUCUUCUACAUCGCCUCGUCGCGCAGCAUCAAGCGCCUCGAGGGUGUGACACGUAGUCCAGUGUUCUCUCAUCUGAAUGCAUCGUUGCAAGGGAUCACCACGAUACGUGCUUUCGGCGCUCAAGAGGCUCUCAUAAAGGAGUUUGAUAACCAUCAAGAUUUGCACAGCUCCGCUUGGUAUAUGUUUAUCGCGAGCUCGCGUGCUUUUGGCUUCUGGCUGGACUUGGUGUGCGUUAUUUACAUUGCUGUGGUCACCCUAAGCUUCUUAGUUUUCGGAAAUGAGGAAUACGGAGGCAACGUGGGUCUAGCCAUCACCCAGGCGAUGGGUCUCACCGGCAUGUUCCAGUGGGGCAUGCGGCAGUCCACGGAGCUGGAGAACCAGAUGACGAGUGUUGAGAGGAUACAAGAGUACUCGGGCAUCGAGCCGGAGCCGCCGCUGGAGUCUUCGGGCAGCAAGAAGCCGCCGCCGUCGUGGCCGUCGGCGGGGCGCGUGCAGUUCCGGCGCGUGCGCCUGCACUACGCGGCCGGCGAGCCGCCCGUGCUGCGCGACCUCACGUUCGACGUGCUGCCGCGCGACAAGGUCGGCAUCGUGGGCCGCACCGGCGCCGGCAAGUCCUCGCUCAUCAACGCGCUCUUCAGACUGGCCACCAUCGAGGGCGAGAUCAUAAUAGACGGGCGGGACACAUCCGAGAUGGGUCUGCACGAGCUGCGCAGCCAGAUCUCCAUCAUCCCGCAGGAGCCGGUGCUGUUCUCGGGCACGAUGCGACACAAUUUGGACCCCUUCGACGAGUACCCCGACCAGGUGCUGUGGAGGGCGCUGGAGGAGGUGGAGCUGAAGGAGGCCGUGAUGGAGCUGCCGGCGGGGCUGAACUCGCGCAUGUCGGAGGGCGGCGGCAACUUCUCGGUGGGGCAGCGCCAGCUCGUGUGCCUCGCGCGCGCCAUCGUGCGCCGCAACCGCCUGCUCGUGCUCGACGAGGCCACCGCCAACGUCGACCCGCAGACGGACGCGUUAAUUCAAACGACGAUCCGGAACAAGUUCGCCGACUGCACCGUGCUCACGAUAGCCCACCGGCUCCACACUGUUAUGGACUCGGAUAAAGUGCUAGUAAUGGACGCGGGUCAGAUGGUGGAGUACGACCACCCGCAUAUACUGCUGCAGAAACCAGACGGGGUUCUGCGCGGUAUGGUCGACCAGACCGGCCGCUCUAUGGCCGAGAUAUUGGCUAAGGUCGCCUUGCAGGCGUACAACAAGAAGUACCCACAAGCAACAGAGGCAACGGAGUGAAGUUCACUCACCGUUCGUUCCUAUACUUAUACACUUAGUUAAUUUUAGUCAAUUUGGCGUUCUGCUGACCACAUUUUAGUUACGAAAUUAUAUACGUCCUUUGUCAGGGACCAACGAUCUCUGGUUGUUCUUAAGCGAGAUUGAACCUUGAACGUAAUUUAUUUUCUUUGUAGGUUGCAUGUCGAGAAAACGCGUUUUUCAUUAUAAUUUAUUCGGCUGAAAUAUAUCCAGUGGUUUAUAUGAUACAUCGAAGUGAAGGGUUGAAUAAUUGGUUGUUUGUUUUUGAGUGAAUUUAUUAAAAAAAAUUCAAUAUUUUUUUUUGUGUCAUAUAAAUGACUGCGUACAAUAUAUGUUACUUGUCGAACGUUAGAAGGCAAUUUUUACCCAGUUAACUGUUCUUUAAUAUUUCUCAAUUUUAUUCGGUAACAAUAAAUAUUUUUCUUUUCUUUGCAUUGAAAGAAAUGAACUUAUGUUUUAAUGCCUUGACUGCCUUUUAAUGAUUGUAUUCUCAUACACAUCUCAUCUGAACUUUAUUCUUCUAAGCUUUGUGCUUUAGUCAAUGCGUUUUCUUGAUUUGCAAUGGAUUUACAAACACUACUAUUAAUUAAGUAUAGCAUGUAUUUUCGAAUGUGUGUCCUGUAAAAGCAGGUUUUAGUUUUAUAUAUUAACAUUUACUUAAAUUAUUAUAAUUGUAAUUGAAUUCAAAUGACUGCCUACUUUCUCAUUACAAUCGAAUACUUAUUGAAAUAAUUUAUUGAAGCUCAAAUCUAAGCUAGCCCAAGCUUGAUACAACACUAUUGUAUCAGCGGUUCAUUGGGCAGCUUGGUACGUUUAAGUACUUAAUUUUUAAGUAGUUUCUAUUCGAUAUCUGGUUUUAUCGUGGAUUUAUUUAAUUUGAUGUACUUAGAAUAAUUGUUUUCUUUUUCUUCUGAAUUAGUGUGAAUCUUAGUUACCAACCCACUUUAUAUAUUGUAAGAUCAAUU